Molecule: messenger RNA, 3921 nt
Organism: Betta splendens (Siamese fighting fish)
Lineage: Eukaryota; Metazoa; Chordata; Actinopteri; Anabantiformes; Osphronemidae
Product: carcinoembryonic antigen-related cell adhesion molecule 6-like
Exons: 8
Coding region: 1-1137 (378 amino acids)
Source: RefSeq, a predicted model, not a curated record
AUGAAAACAGCUGCGAGGAGCCUCAUCAUCCUGGGCGUGAUCUCAGGUUUAACCAGUGGAGCUGAUAUCUUACCAGAUGAAGUCUUGACUGCAACUGUUGGAGGGACCGUGACGUUCAUCACAUCUGUAUCUCCACCAGUAACACCAUUUGUAUCUGUGGCUUGGGAUUUUGUCAAUACUAAUAAUGUAAAAGUAAAUAUAAUAACAUCCACUGAAUCAAACAACACCGCACCAGAGUACGAAGGCAGGAUCACUCUCUUGAGAUCUAAUGGAUCUCUGGAGCUCAGGAAUCUGACUCUUAAUGACAGUGGACAAUACAUAGUAAGCAUUAUACCAGAUGAGCAACAACAACAGACCACAGGACAAACUACACUUAACGUACUUGUUCCAGUCUCCAGUGUAACAGUAACCAUCAGCGGCACAGACUUGGUGGAGUUCAACAGCUUUGUCAGUCUGUCCUGCUCCUCCUCUGGGUCCUCGCUCUCCUUCCUCUGGCUGAACGGCAGCUCUGUGGUUACAGCCACUGACAGAGUUCAGCUACUGAAUCUGAACCGUACGAUCACUAUAGUCAGUGUGAGCCGCUACGACCAGGGACCGUUCAGCUGCAGAGUGUCCAAUGCUGUCAGCAGUGGAACCAGUGAGCCAGUGAAACUCUCCAUCAGUUAUGGAGCAGAUAACGUUGGAAUCUCAGGUCCAGGGAAGUUAGAGGUGGAACAGACCUUAGUUUUAUUCUGCUCUGCUGAGUCCAGUCCACCUGCUGAUUACACCUGGACAGUGAAUGGGAAAGAGAUGCUGAACCAUUCUGCUGUGUUCAUUAAACAUGUGACCCAGUGCUCUGACAGUGGUACAUACGUCUGCCAAGCCAGGAACCAGCUGACAGGGAGAACAUCACUGGGAGAACAUAGUGUCUCAGUUCAAGCGUGUGGACUUUCACCUGGAGCCAUUGCAGGAAUAGUUAUUGCAUGUGUCCUGGUUUUUGGAGGAGUUUUAGCUGGAGGACUUUAUUUUUGGAAAAACAAUAGUUCAAUGUCGCCUCGUUUCGGUAGAAGCAACACCAGUGCUCAACCACAGACCUGUAAAACAGGACAAGAGGAGGUGUAUGAGAACGACUCAGUGAUUUAUGAAAACACCAUUUAACGCCGUCAGUCUUGAUGGUGAUACCGACGGCUCUGGAAGCGCCACUGUCAUCUAGAAACCCCGACCUUAUAAUACAAGCUAUUGUAAACAGACCUGUAAAGAAGCGUUAUUACAGCAUCUUUUUUUAGAAAAAAUCCAGGUAUUUACAGAUGCCUGCAGCAUUUUUCACUGUACACUGUGAUUCCUCAGUUGUAAUGUAUUAUUCAUGCUUUCCUCUAUGAAAUGGUGGUCAUGUGUGUGAUACUGUCACUUCACCUUUGACCCUUGUUUGCUUCAUUUUUCUUUGUUAUUCAUAUUUUAACACUGUUUGAACAAUAUUUUAACAUUUACCUGCAACAAACAGUGAAUACAAGUAAAUGCUAAUAAACAACUAAGCGUAUGUCCAUUAGAUGCCAUGAUAAGAAUCAGAAAAAGCUUCAUUGCCAGGUCCUGUAGAAAGCAUUGCACUUUACAGUUGGCACAGUUCAAUAGACUGACAGCGAUGAGGAAGAAGCUGUUUUUGUGGAGUGAGGUCCUAGUCCUGAUGGACUGGAGGGGAAGGGCUGGAUGGGUUCACGUGCUGGGUGAAAGGGGUCGGUUACAGUCCUGGCUGCAGGUUGUUACUGUAGCACGACGAUUGAGUCUGUCUACUGCAUAUUGUGCUCCAGGAUUUGACAAUUGAAUGUGUAGAACAUAUAUAUGUAAAAACUCUGGACAAAAGGGUUGCGUAAAUUCUGUGACUCCGGUCAUUUCAUGUUCAACACUACUCUUUUGCUGUAGAUGCUGCUGCACAAUGAGCAACAAGGAUUUAAUGAGCAGCAUCCUUGAUGUGUAACUGAUGUAAAUGUAAAUGCAACUGUGGUAGCUAGAUUUCCUUCUGAACCAUUAAAAAGUAAAUAGAGAGUUUCCAAACAUGUUUUGUCAAACUGGAUUUUUUGGGCCUAAACUUCCAGCGCCAGUUACAGUAGUUACAUACAGUAGCCUUAAAUAUAUUGUAUCUACAUAAAGAGUUUAAGCCCAUACUGUACUUCAGAAUCUCCAAACUAUGUCUGCCUUAAAUUAACAUUUAAGUAAACUUAGAGGUCAAUGGGCCAUGCCAUUUUUACCCCAACAGAAAUAGGACAACACAUACACAAAGCAGUUACAGGUAGUUAUAUACUGUACAGCAGUGCAAGCACAGGCAAUCUCUCCACACUGCCUGUCUCUCUCUCUCCUGAUACUACAAAAUGCCCACACAGAUAAUUGUGUGGGCAAAAGCUCUUACCUUACUGUCAGGUAAAGGCAGUCCACGCAGGGGUCAAUUGAGAAGGCAGAGUCCAAAACAGUACCGACAGGGAGCAGGCAAGACAAGGUCCAGGUCCAAGGUCAAAAACAAGGUCCAGAACUGGUACACAGCGGGACUUACUUGGCAUGAAUGCUGGGAUACAAGCUAACAAUCUGACAGGACUGAGGUGAAUAUUAGAGACUAAAUACUAUGACUGAUUACUCAACGGCAACAGAUAAAAAAGUCAUACAGUAUUCCUGGGAAAGUAAAGCAGAAACUAACAGAACAGAACAGAACCCGGAAAUGGUGCAAAAUAAAACAGGAAAUGGGAAAAAUGAAGAGCAAUGACACAGAACCAUGACACCUGGAGUCUAUUCCAGACAUUCCUUUGACAAUGAUUCUGCCAAAGUACAAAGGUUAUGGAACAGUCACUGCACACACAUCCAGUCUCUGUCAUAGCCACUGUGACAAUUAUGAAUGAAUUGGUUGUAGAUUCUGCAGCAGCUGCUUCUUCGGUGAGUGAGUGAAAAUGGAUCCGGAUUCAUGCGAAUAUGUACCGAGGGCUGGUGUGUGACAUGAAUGAACCUUUGUUUUGGCUCCACACAGCUGCGCUGCCACGCUGGUACAGAAACACAUCAGUGUGUGUGAUUGGGGAGGGGUUUGCAGCGCAGUGUUUCCCACAGAGAGGAGAACUGGGUCCAGAAGUACUGUAGACUUGGUGAGUUAUUACAAUCUGGCAUCAGUUCACUGUCAUUGACCUGGACUGCUUUUGAGGCAGGUAUAAAGACACAACACAUGUAAAAAAAAAUAAGGUUUUUAUUUAGAAAUAGAAUUUGUUCAACAGUCUGAGGACUAAAAAUGAAAUCAAUUCAAUUCGAUACGACAGAACGUCCUCUCUUCCUCGCAGGCUCCAUGUGUCACAAUCACACAAUCUUCUGUUGCUUUUGUUGUUCCUCCUAAUUCCUUCCUAAUUUGAUACACCUGUUUAGUUUUGUAUUUAAGUCCUGCUUGUGUUUCCUUUCGUUGCUGGUGUGUCAAGCCAUACAGUAGGUACAUCCGUUACUGUGAGUGUUAUACGGAGGGGAUUCAUUCAUGACGUGGAGUUUGUGUUGUCACUAAUGUCCUUUCUCCCGUCUGGUGUUAAGGUUUGUACCUUGUGGUGUCGUUCAUGUUUCGUUUCAUGAGCCUGUAGUGUAAAGAGCUGGUAAUUUAGUUCAGUUAUUUUAUAUUUAUUUAUUUUUUAUUUGUUAUUGGGUUUUCCUGCUAAGCAGUGAUUUUUUGUUCUAACCUUAUGUUUAGAGCUUUAGUGCGGCCGAGCAGUGAGUGUUUGUGUUGAACAUUUAAUAAAUUAACUGUUAAUUUCAGUUCUGAGUUGCGUCGUUGCAUUUGGGUCCUACCUGCAUUUGAAUUGUUUUUUAUACAGUACAUGCUCCGGAACUCCAGCCUUUCUCUAAAUCAUUGUGGGCUUCACUCACUGAAACACAUUUUUUGAUGAUGAUCUACUUUGGACACAGAUUAAUUGUAAUUUUAUUAGUCCUUCA